CCACUUUAGUUCUGUACACACCAGUAAUAGCGUUCAAUGACAUGCCAAAAGUCGCCGCACUUUACGCCCGCACCUGCAAACUGCCACAUGCGUCAUCAUUCCCAAGAAUCUUCAGAAUCCACCAGCGCUUUCGAUCGGGACGGGAGCUACUAACUACUCCUCAGCUCCUUCACUCGUAUAUCCAUUCGCGAUUCGUGUAGAUUCGCUAUGGAGAGCACUGCAUUACUCAGAGCCUUUCUAUCAGCUGACAGAGGAGCAUUUUCUCACCUUUUCACUUCCAGAGGUUGCUUUCCCGUCUUACGGCAAACGAAACCUGUUCGAAGACAGAACCUGCUUAGUCAUUAUCGGCUGUAACAGCAACCCCUGACAGCCUUUCCUCGAGGCUCCGUCGUAGAGCCUCUUCAAAGCCGACCAAAAGCCUAAGCUCAUUAGCCGCACUGACCGCACUGCUGAACAGUGUACAUCCCUCGCUUGAGUCACCCCCCGUUGGUGACGCACUGGGAAUCCGUCACAAGGUUGUGAGUCCCCUUCCCCCACCGAACACCCCCUCACCCCCGCUACCCCCGGCCCCAUCUAUGGGGGGCUGCGUGGGCAAGCCGCCGCUCUCCCCUCCGUGCCUUCCCCGCGACAGCUUCUUCGACGGCCCGCGCGACGCUGGCGGAAGUUGUAGAAACGGCGCGUACGAAUCUGCGGCGCGACAUAGACUAAAUUCCGCCGGCGCUGCGGCGGCAGCACCGGCGGGAAUAAUAGUAGCGCCGCCGCCGCUCGAGAGAAAAUCCAGCGGCGGGGUGCAGCGGCACUCCGAGUCCGCGCAACUCCCCCCGUCGCAGAAGCAGCCUUGGGCGCAACCUUCCGCCGCCUGCGCGGACCCGCCGCUGCCCGGAGCGGACGACCAUGCGGGCCGGCGGAGCGAGGAGGGCGCGUCGGGAUUCCUCCCCGGAUCGCCCCCCGACAGCUCCGAGUGGCAAGUCAACGAGCCGCUCGAUCUGUCCGUUAUCACGGGCCGCACCGCCAUCCCCACGCCUCCGCGCAGCGGCACCGCUUCCAACCGCGGCGGCGGCGGCGGCGGCGGCGGCCGUGCCGGCGGUAGCGCAGCUCCCGGAGCGCGGCAUUCUGGGGAAUCCCGGACCGCGCAUUUGGUGACAGUACCUACGCAUAUCGCGGGGCAAGCCGUGCCGCUACUAUCGCGGUUCGACGGCGACGAGUCGCGAGACGGGUCGCGGCAGAGCCAGGCGUCGCGCGCCGGCAGCAGCAGCUUAUGCCGGCCAACGACGGGCGGCUCGGUGGGCGGCACGGCGGCGACAAACCCGCCGCUGUACGCGCGGAUGGCGGGGAGCAUGCACGGCGCGGGGGUGCUGAGCGGCGGGGGAAUCGUGGGGGGAGGGGGGAGCAGCGGGUACGGGAGCGGAGGGGGGGAUUCGAUGUGCGGCGGCGUGGUGGUGGGCAUGGGCAGCUCGUCCAUGCACGCUGGCGCCAUGUCUGGGGGCGGGUCAGGACACGGCAGCACCGUGGCGCUCAGGGCGGCUCAGGCAGCGAAGCUGAGAGCCAGCCGCACGGCGCAGGAGCGGCACAACGUGCGCAUCGUGGGGUCGGGGCCCGACCUGCUCGUGCUCUCGCACGGCUUCGGCUUCAACCAGGCCAUGUGGGCGCAUGUGUUGGAAUCGUUUGACACCGCUCUGUACCGCAUUGUGCUCUACGACCUCACUGGCGCUGUUGGCUCUGACGCGGACGCAUUUGACUUCCAGCGCUACAGCACGCUGCACGGCUUCGCUGAGGACCUGCUACAGCUGCUCACCGAGAUGGGCGUCGAGGGCGACUGGGGGCAGCAGUGCACGCUAGUGGGGCAUGGGCAGAGCGGCAUGAUUGCGCUUUUAGCCGCCAUCGAGCGCCCAAAGCUCUUCAAGCGCAUCGUGCUGCUCGCCUCCUCCCCCAGGCUGCUGGAAGCGCCCCCGGAAUAUGAGAGCAGUUUUGGCUUGGCAGACCUAGAUAAGGUCUUUGGCAUCAUGCAGGGAAACUUCCGGCUGUGGGCCAAGGGCUGUGCGCCGGUCCUCAAUGCGGACGAUGUGAAGGCGGCCCACGUGCGCGAGUUCACGCGCCCGCUCUUCUCGCUGCGGCCCGACGUGGCCUUCUCGUGCCUCAAGACCAGCUUCGCAUGCGACCUCCGAGAAGUGCUGCCGCAGGUGGAGGUGCCAGUGCACAUGCUGUUCUUGGAGGGAGAUCCAACCACCCCCCCGGCUGUAGCAGCUUACAUGCUGCGCCACAUGCCCGGCGCUACAGCCGAGGUCCUCCCUGCCAGGUCCGUGCACCAGCAGCCGGAUGCUGUAGCGGACGGCAUUCUUCGGCUGCUUCAGGCUGCCCCAGAGAACUCGAGUGGGUCUCAGGUGAUUGGUGGUGGGGUGGAGUUGGCUUCCCCGCCCUUUGAUGCCUGGAGUACACCCAUGGAAGUAGAUAUUAUAUAAAUACAAUCGUUUAUAUGGUAGGUAUAAUAAAUGGAGGGGCAUGCAGUUAGUAGGCUAUUUGGGUGGUGUUGGGCUGAGAAAAGCCCUUAGGAUCUUUUGCAGAGACUAAGUCCCAGCUGUAGAGACUUGAGACUUGGAGUAGUGCAGCGGAAGUUGAGACAGUUGAACCCUUGUACUAGUAUCUCUCAUACCAUGUUGGGCUGAGAAAAGCCCUUAGGAUCUUUUGCAGAGACUAAGUCCCAGCUGUAGAGACUUGAGACUUGGAGUAGUGCAGCGGAAGUUGAGACAGUUGAACCCUUGUACUAGUAUGUGAGAACAACUCUCAUACCAUGUUGGGCUGAGAAAAGCCCUUAGGAUCUUUUGCAGAGACUAAGUCCCAGCUGUAGAGACUUGAGACUUGGAGUAGUGCAGCGGAAGUUGAGACAGUUGAACCCUUGUACUAGUAUGUGAGAACAAGUGAUUGAUUAAAGAAACAAGCAUACA
Molecule: messenger RNA, 2942 nt
Organism: Closterium sp. NIES-67
Lineage: Eukaryota; Viridiplantae; Streptophyta; Zygnematophyceae; Desmidiales; Closteriaceae
Source: the annotation of a GenBank genome assembly